This is a messenger RNA of Batrachochytrium dendrobatidis JAM81, 827 nucleotides long. RefSeq lists its product as uncharacterized. Bases 1 to 798 code for a protein of 265 amino acids. Gene Ontology annotation, cellular component: mitochondrion. Lineage: Eukaryota; Fungi; Chytridiomycota; Chytridiomycetes; Rhizophydiales. The transcript is spliced from 4 exons. The record is from RefSeq and is a predicted model, not a curated record.
AUGAACAGGACCACAACUCUCCUAACUGCUGGAAGUGUCCGCUCCUGUCUAUUCAAAUUAGGACUGCGCUCUUCACCUGCACUUGGCCUUUCUGCCUUUCGUGCUAUUCAAAGUGCUCGUUCUAGUAGUAGCAACUCAUUGAAUGUUGGAAAAGGUUCCAGUCUCAAGCGUCCUGAACAAGAUAUACUUCGACCCAUCCCGCAUCAAGAAUGGACCAACAGGUACAUUCCUACUCCAACUGCUGCAAAACUUGAGAUUGAUGAAAAGGAUCUCUUUCAGCAUCCACAGUACACUCCACCGCCCAAGGUGUCUACUUCUAUCGGACCACUUGUUGGACCUCUUCACAUGCCUGAAUUUGAUCAAUCCAAGCAGAUGUGGACAGAGACUGGUGUACGCAGUUGGGACUCGCUCGCCGAUUUCCGAUUUGAGAAUGCCAAGGACUCACUUAUUGGUGACUAUCCCCGCAUUGAACCUCAAUUCGCAUGGAUCCGUGAUCCCUAUUCCUACUGGGAUCAGCAAGGACGACGUAACUUUGGAGAGGUCUUGUACGAUAAUGACCAAUUUACAGAUGCAUGGGGCAUUGGUCCCGCUUCAGACUGGUGGCAACCUACUGUGACUGCUGCAGUUAUAUUUGGGUUUAUCGGUAUCUUGGUUUCGAUGGCUUACUUGUGGGAUACUGACAGCCAUUUGUGGUUUGCUGAAAAGGAUUAUCCAUUUAAUGGUCUGCGUAUUGAACUUGGAGGUGAUCCCGAGGAUGAGUCUGAUAACUGGAUGGCUGCUCAUGUUUACAAGGUUUAGUUGGAUCAAUAAAAAGCAAUGCAGUACUG